UGGAGACCGGGAACUGUUGCUCCCGGAAGCGCUUUAGAGCGAGAAGAAGAAGGAAAUACAAUCAACGUACAACCUUUCGUGAAUCAAUUUGAUGGCUUAGAAUUAGAAGAGCAACGCAAGCGCCUUCCUAUUUAUAAAUAUCGGAGAGAACUUCUUUAUUUAGUGGAGAAUUAUAGAACUACCGUUAUAGUUGGAGAGACGGGAUGCGGAAAAACUACGCAAAUACCACAAUAUUUACAUGAAAGUGGUUGGACAGAAGGUGGGCGUUGCGUGGUUUGCACGCAACCCAGAAGGUUAGCAGCAAAAAUAGUAGCAAAACGCGUUGCAGAAGAAAUGAAGGCCACGUUGGGCUCCGAAGUUGGCUAUGGCGUUCGCUUCGAUAACUUUUUCAAGCCAAACUUUACACGUAUAAAGUUUGUUACUGAUGGCGUUCUUAUAAGAGAAAUGAUGCUCGAUCCCCUGCUUUCUGGCUAUUCUGUUAUUAUGGUUGACGAGGUCCACGAAAGGGGCGUUUAUACAGACUUACUUUUGGGUCUCGUCAAACAAAUAAUGAAGCAAAGAUCCGAACUUCGCUUAUUGGUGGCUUCCGCAACUCUCGACGCUGAAGAGAUUGCAGAAUUUUUUAAUACAAGUAAAAGUAAUGAACCUCCUUCAAGCGCUAUACUUUCAGUGGAAGGAAGGAUGCAUCCUGUUGACGUUUUUUAUCUGCAAAGCCCCGUUCCAGACUACGUUAUCGGUGUAGUCGAUGCGAUUUCUAAAAUACAUCAAUCAGAACCUAGUGGUGAUAUUUUGGCUUUUUUGACUGGUCAGGAUGAGGUUGACAGGGUCGUGGAUAUAAUAAAAGAAAAAGCGACUUCUGGGGAGCUUACAUCGAAAUAUUUAUUAAAAGUUUUUCCAUUGUAUUCAGCUUUACCCUACGAACUUCAAGCCAACGUCUUUCAACCAGUCCGCUCGCACGUGAGAAAAGUUAUUGUAGCCACUAACGUUGCGGAAACUUCAGUGACAAUCCCUAACAUUGUUUACGUGGUGGAUUGCGGAUUCGCAAAAUUUAAAGCUUAUGAUCCUUUAAAUGGCGUAGAAACUCUUGUAGUGGCUCCAAUAUCGCGAGCUUCAGCCAUUCAACGCGCUGGUCGUGCUGGACGUGUAAAGGCGGGAAAAGUCUUUCGACUUUACACUGAAAAUUCUUAUCGAAGCGAACUGCCAGCGAGGACGCCACCCGCCAUGCAGAGGACGGACUUGGCUCAAAUAUGUCUUCAGCUGAAGGCGUUGGGAGUUGAUAAUAUUGCGCGGUUCGAUUUUUUAUCGCCACCCACACCGGACGCGCUGAUUCGCUCGCUCGAUCUCUUAUAUUCUCUAGGCGCUAUCGAUGAUACUUGCCAAUUGACGUCUCCUUUGGGCGAGCAAAUGGUUGAACUUCCAAUUGAUCCCAAACUUUCAAAGAUUCUUAUUGUUUCUGGCGAGUUUGGCUGCAGCGAAGAGAUUUUGAUUGUUUCUUCGAUGUUGCAAAUUGAAAACGUGUUUUUUUCACCUCCCAAUUCUCGAAAAGAAGCCCUUCGCAAAAAAAUGCAGUUUGCUUCUCAAGAAGGCGAUCAUUUAUCACUUAUAAACUUAUUUAAAGCUUUUGAAAAAUAUGGAAGCCCGAAUUGGUGUUCUCGAAACUUUAUAAACCGCCCUGCAAUGCUGAGAGCUUCAGAAAUAAGAAAGAAGUUAUUAAAGCUUUUAAGUCGUUUUAAGAUUCCCCUUGUCGCCUGCAAAAAUAACCACGUGGUUAUUUUGAGAAAUAUUCUUACUGGCUACUUUCCAAAUGCUGCAAGACUUAAUGCUGACGGGACUUACGAAACUGUAAGAGGAAAACAAACUUUACAUAUUCAUCCUUCUUCGGUUUUGUUUGAUGAGAAGCCACCCCUCUGGAUUAUGUUUCAUGAAAUUGUCUUAACUGAUCGUUCCUACGCGAGAGACGUGAGCUGCAUAGAAUAUGAAUGGCUACCUGAAUUAGCUCCACAUUUUUAUGAAUAUAACAAAUUCAUAAAAGUUGAUAAUAAAGAUUUGAAGAUUUAA
Molecule: messenger RNA, 2058 nt
Organism: Zophobas morio
Lineage: Eukaryota; Metazoa; Arthropoda; Insecta; Coleoptera; Tenebrionidae
Product: probable ATP-dependent RNA helicase DHX35
Exons: 19
Coding region: 334-2058 (574 amino acids)
Cellular component (GO): intracellular anatomical structure
Molecular function (GO): helicase activity; RNA binding
Source: RefSeq, a predicted model, not a curated record